UUAGUAAACUAAUUUUGUUUUUGUAGAUUAACAAUACGUUGUAGGGUUUUUAAUAUUUUCUUUCUGCUCCUUAGCACUUGGCUUAAGUAAGCAUCUUUCUUUGGACACCAUUAGUGUAGACCUGACAUUUGAGAGGAAAUACGAAUUGAUCGCUGAGACCUGGACCCUGGCUGUGCCCUGAACUUCACUGGAGGAACAGGGCUGGAGUUAGACCGAGAAGAGGAAGCAGAUCUUUACAGAAAUCCUGCUUUAUAACAUGCUAGAAGAGGCCUGAGUGUUACUUAAAAAGCAACGAUGUAGAUUUGAUGGCCAAGAAACAAAAGGAUCUAAGUUCAUUACCUCAAAUUCAAGUGAUUUCAGUGACCCAGUUUACAAAGAGAUUGCUAUUACGAAUGGUUGCAUUAAUAGAAUGAGCAAGGAAGAGCUCAGAGCUAAACUUUCAGAAUUCAAGCUAGAAACCAGGGGAGUAAAGGAUGUACUAAAGAAGAGGCUGAAAAACUAUUAUAAGAAGCAGAAGCUGAUGUUAAAAGAGAGCAAUGCUGCCGACAGUUACUAUGACUACAUUUGUAUUAUUGACUUUGAAGCCACCUGUGAAGAGGGUAACCCACCUGAGUUCAUACAUGAAAUAAUUGAAUUUCCUGUCGUUUUACUGAAUACUCAUACUUUAGAAAUAGAAGAUACGUUUCAGCAGUAUGUGAGACCAGAGAUUAACACACAGCUUUCUGAUUUCUGCAUCAAUCUAACUGGAAUUACUCAGGAUCUGGUAGACGGAGCUGAUACCUUCCCUCAGGUACUAAGAAAGGUAGUUGACUGGAUGAAACUGAAGGAACUAGGAACCAAGUAUAAAUAUUCCAUAUUAACGGAUGGUUCGUGGGAUAUGAGUAAGUUCCUGAACAUUCAGUGCCGGCUAAGCAGGCUCAAAUAUCCUCCUUUUGCCAAAAAGUGGAUCAAUAUUCGAAAGUCCUAUGGAAACUUUUACAAGGUUCCUAGAAGCCAAACCAAACUGACAAUAAUGCUUGAGAAACUAGGAAUGGAUUAUGAUGGGCGGCCUCACAGUGGUCUUGACGAUUCUAAGAACAUUGCCCGAAUAGCAGUUCGAAUGCUUCAGGAUGGGUGUGAACUCCGAAUUAAUGAGAAAAUGCACGCAGGACAGCUAAUGAGUGUGUCUUCUUCAUUACCGAUAGAGGGCACUCCAGCUCCACAAAUGCCACAUUCUAGAAAAUAACAGCGUUUUUGCCCUUUGCCUGUGGAUCAUUCCCUCUAACUGGAGUUGCUACAAAGAGACAGCCGAUGAAUGCUUAUUGGAUUAGUCCUGCAGUGCAAAAUUUAAGCACCUUAAACAUUUAAAAUCUUAUUACAGCUAUAGCUCUAUAUAUGUAUAUGAGCAGAUUUUGUGGGAAGGGCAUAUCAAAUUCCUUGUCACCAGCACUUUUGAUAUGAGCAGUAUUUGUUACAUGGUAACAGUUCCUGCUUAGAACCGAAUUUUAUAAUUUAAGGUGUCCAAGAUGUAUUCCUUUUGGUUUUAAAAUGCAAAGAUUUAUUGGCUCUCCCUUUGAAUGUCAUAUCUUAUUGAUGCUAAGAUAUAUGAUGUAUUUCUAUGUUAACAUCAUUAGGUCAAAUCAUUUCUUAAAAUGCAGAAAAGAUUGGAAGGUGGGCCUAGUCUAGCCUUUGGGUUUUAAGAAUAUCAUAGUCCUUUUAAUUUUUGAAGUUUAUAUGUGAAGUUGAGCUGUGUGGUAAAUUUCAUGAAGUACUUUGUACACAUAUCUACUUAGAUUUCUUUUCAAUUCAUAAUUGGAAGACGUGAUGGAUUAUAGGGUCCGGUUAAAAAUUCAGUUACUGAUGAGAUUAAUGGAAAGUGAGAAGAGAACACUGUUUAAAGGAAUAUAAGGGCUGUAGCUCAAACUUUAUAACACAGAGAUAAAUCAGUGGGGUUUUUUGAGCUUGUUUUUUUGGUUCCCCUCCCUCUCAUAACACCUGUCUGCCCUAAUAGUUAAAUCGAAGAGACCAUGCUUUGAAAUAGACUUAAAAUUAGGAGUCACCACUUAAUUUUGCAUUUGUAUUCAACAUUAUGAGUGAGGUUAAUAAAGUCAAAUCAUGCUUUCUACCAUA
This is a messenger RNA of Equus caballus (horse), 2109 nucleotides long. The record is from RefSeq and is a predicted model, not a curated record. Lineage: Eukaryota; Metazoa; Chordata; Mammalia; Perissodactyla; Equidae.